CGCGGCGCUUGGGGGCCAGAAAGGAGCGCGGUGAACUCGCCGGUAGUGGCCGCGGUUGUGCCGGAGGAAAGCUCGAGUGGCUGUGUCGCCAUGUCUCACGGCCACAGCCACGGCGGGGGCGGUUGUCGCUGUGCAGCCGAACGAGAGGAGCCGCCCGAGCAGCGCGGCCUGGCCUACGGCCUGUACCUGCGCAUCGACUUGGAGCGGCUGCAGUGCCUCAACGAGAGCCGCGAGGGAAGCGGCCGCGGCGUCUUCAAGCCGUGGGAGGAGCGGACCGACCGCUCCAAGUUUGUUGAAAGUGAUGCAGAUGAAGAGCUUCUGUUUAAUAUCCCAUUUACCGGCAAUGUCAAGCUCAAAGGCAUCAUUAUAAUGGGAGAGGAUGAUGACUCACACCCCUCUGAGAUGAGACUGUACAAGAACAUUCCUCAGAUGUCAUUUGAUGAUACAGAAAGAGAGCCAGAUCAGACCUUUAGUCUGAAUCGGGAUCUUACAGGAGAAUUAGAGUAUGCUACAAAAAUUUCCCGUUUUUCAAAUGUCUAUCAUCUCUCAAUCCAUAUUUCAAAAAACUUUGGAGCAGAUACCACAAAGGUCUUCUAUAUUGGCCUGAGAGGAGAAUGGACUGAGCUUCGGCGACAUGAGGUGACCAUCUGCAACUACGAAGCGUCGGCCAACCCGGCAGACCACCGGGUCCAGCAGGUUACCCCACAGACACAUUUCAUUUCCUAGGGCUAGCCCGGGCUUCCACGGAUAUGCUGUGUCAGUGAGGAGUACAACUGCGUGCUGGGAAGGAUGGAGGUGCGGCUCCAGCACGAGUUGGCUGCCACAGCUUCUGCCGAAACCUUGUCCUUGGGUCUCGCCGCAGAAACCUGGCCUGUGGAAGACACCACACCACUAGGAGAGUGCUGUGGGUGCCGAGGAACAAUUAUCUUUCUGUAGAGUGCUACAGAAAUUGGGUUUUGGGCUGGGUGGCAUCUGUCAGUCACGGAUAAUGCUUGCUUUUCCAGCCAGUGUGGCCACAGAAUCCCAAGUGUCUUGGUUUGUGGCAGGAGUUUUGUGUGACUCGUUUUUAAAAAAAUGGAAACUCCUGGGCUGUAGACAAUCUCUGAAGCCUCAGAACUAUGUGUAUGAGCCAUCAGGAGGGUCUCCAACUAGAAACCCUGUCCCUGCCUGCUCGUCUGUCAUUGCUCAGCAUUCUUGUCAAGUUGCUCAGCUUGGAGUCGUCAUGCACAAGUGUCCUGUGGUUAUAGUCAGAAAGGCAGAAGUCUCCUGAUGAUGCCUGAUAGCCUGGGGAAGGGUCUUCUUUCCUGCUAUCUAGCUAAGCAAUCUGGGAAGAGCAUGGGAAUCAUUUCUGUGUUUGUGGCUAGCCUGGUUGGUCUAAGACUGAGACUUAGUUAAGAUUCCAUGGGAACCUCCUCCAUAUUUAUUAGCUUCUAACUUGUGUUGUAAGCUCAGUGCCAGAAUUUGGAGGUCUCUUGAGUUCUUCUGUUCAUAGCUUUUAUUCACUGUGACUAAUAAGCUUCUUAAUAAAUCCUUGCCAAAUGAUGUUUGUGUUUUCUUUUGGGCUCUCAGUACU
Messenger RNA from Fukomys damarensis (Damara mole-rat), 1573 nucleotides. RefSeq names its product PITH domain containing 1 (gene Pithd1). Gene Ontology annotation, cellular component: nucleus. The coding region runs from base 91 to 726 and encodes 211 amino acids. The transcript has 6 exons. Lineage: Eukaryota; Metazoa; Chordata; Mammalia; Rodentia; Bathyergidae. The record is from RefSeq and is a predicted model, not a curated record.